UUUCCAUUUGUUCCGCUCGCUCGGGUUGACUUUACUGUGUGUUCCGUUGAAACCUGUCCGGCGGAAGUUGUGAUCAGGGCCUCGUCACAAAAGCAAUGGCGAGCGGUAUCGGCAAACACAAGAUACUGAAUGUGGGGCCGACGGAGCCCUGGUCAGUCAGGGAGAAAUUGUGCCUGGCCUCCUCUGUUAUGAGGAGUGGAGACCAAAACUGGGUAAGUGUAAGUAGAGCCAUCAAGCCUUUCGCAGAGCCUGGCCGUCCACCAGACUGGUUCUCACAAAAGCACUGUGCCUCACAAUAUUCAGAACUGCUGGAAGCUACUGAAGCCCCUAAGCGUAAGCGCGGUGAGAAGGGUGAGGUGGUCGAGACCAUUGAAGAUGUCAUCGUUCGUAGGCUGACCGCUGAGAGAAUAGAAGAGUUAAAAAAACUUAUACGAGACACACAAGAGCAGUACAGGAAGUUGAAGAAGGAGGUGGAUCUGAUACAGAUGGGUCACAUGGACUCACAGCUGAAAGAGCUUUGGGGAGAGAUCACACUAAAGAAGAAGCAGGACGAGGAGGAAGCAGAGCAGAAGAGGAAAGCCACAGAAAUGGCGUACCAAGCUCGCCAGGCAGUGAAAAACACACCCAAGCGUCUGCCCAGUGUGACUGUACGGUCUCCCCUGGGUGCCAGCCCGCCAACGCAGGAUUCUCAGACUGACUCUUCAGCGCCCACUCCACCUAUGGAUACAGGAGCUGGUGUCUCAGAAGAUACAACCACCACCCACUCAGUUGCUCAGGGGGUAGGAGUGUUUCUGCCAGCAGCAGACCCUCCAGGACCUGGGCCCAAAGACGGUGGACUCGCUGCUCUAGUAGAUGACUCUCCACAGAAAAGGCUCCUAUCCCAGAAGGCCACACCGCCACCCUCACCUCUACUGUCAGAACUGCUGAAAAAAGGCAACCUCAUCUCAGCCAGCCCUCGCCUGGUUGCAGAGGGCGACUCAACUGGAAGCCUAACUAAUGGCGUACAGACUGCUACGGCAGCCACUGCCUUACCACCUGGUCAUGACAUCAUCACAGAGGGGGAAGCAGAGGCCGCAGUGAAGGCAGAGCUCGGUGAGGACACGGGAUUAGUAGAAGAAGACCUCGUGGCUGUGUCUUACAUUGGUGAUGAACUGGACCUGGAGACAGUGGGAGACAUCAUUGCCAUCAUAGAGGAGAAGGACGAUGACCCUGUGGCUUUGGAUGCAGCUGCGGUGGAAGCAGCUCUCUCUCUGUGCGAAGAGGCCGUGUCAGAAGGUCACACCCUCCCUGGCCCCUGGGAGACGCAGGAGCUAAAAGCUUCAGAGCCCACACCCACCAUCCAGGAGUCAGCGCCCCCACAGACACCUCAGGAUAUGGCUGCAACAUUAGCCCCGACACCUGCCAGCCAGGAGACACAAAACCAGCCAGAUACUAAAAGGGAAGAACCGCUUAAGGGAAACUAUGAAGGACCUGAGGUGACAGGAAGUGAUGUCACUUCUUCUGUCACCUCUGAUGAUGGUGUAGCAGCAAGUGAAGUCGCAGAGGAGGGGCCCGUGGUCAAAGAAGUCACUGAAGCUACAGUGAAGAGUGAAGGAGAGGAGUGGAGUCAGCCUGAACCCAACCCACCAUGCUUAGACUCUGAGGACAGCUCUGUGUCCGGGAAAGAGUCCAAGGAGGUGAAGGAGGAGGAGGCAGGGAGCGAGGGCGACCCCGAAGAAGCUAUGGAGCUGAAGGAUGAGUGUGGAGAGGGGGAGGGUCCAUAUUUAUCUGAGGUGGAUCGGGCAGCAAGUGAGAGUGAGGAUGGAUACGGCCCGCCCUCCCAGCGCUACACUGCUGAUUCACUGGCCAGCAGCCCGGCCUCUUCUUCCCAGCUCUCUACAUGUGGCGAAGACCAGGAGGCGGUCCAGGCGCAGAAGAUCUGGAAGAAAGCCAUUAUGCUGGUGUGGAGAGCUGCAGCCAAUCACAGGUACGCCAGCGUCUUCCUACAGCCUGUGUCAGAUGACAUCGCCCCAGGUUACCACAGCAUUGUACACAGACCCAUGGACCUGUCGGCCAUAAAGAAGAACAUCGAGUCCGGUGUUAUCCGUACCACCGCUGAGUUCCAGCGCGACAUCAUGCUGAUGUUUCAGAAUGCCGUCAUGUACAACUCGUCGGACCAUGACGUGUACCACAUGGCGCUGGAGAUGCAGCGCGACGUCCUGGAGCACGUCCAGCAGUUCCUGGCCACCCAGCUCAUCAUGCAGACCUCAGAGAGCGCCAUCUCUGCCAAGAGCCUCCGAGGCAGGGAGGGAAAUCGUAAACCAGGAGAGCCAGCCGAGAAGGACAGUGUCCCAAUGGCCUCUCCUGCUUUCCUUCUCUCUCUUUUUGAUGGAGGCACUAGGGGGCGGCGGAGUGCCAUGGAGGCUGACCUCAAGAUGAAGAAGUAGUGCAAGAGGGGGCUGAGAGCUGCUCUUCGAAUGUUGCAGCUGAUUGCUUUCUGGUCACUUUGGUCGUUUUCUGAAGAGGACUGUGCCGUCUCCAUGUGCCUGGUUUUUGUGUGCACACACACACACACACCUAUGCUAAGGUACAUAAGUGUGUGUGUGUCUGUGUGUCUGAGAGAGCUGCACAGCGUUUCCUCCUCUCCCAUUCAUGGGGCGCCAUGGGAUGUUGCACCAAUUUUCCCAAGAAUCAUUUCACCAGCACGGGUAGCGGGGUCAUAAUUUGCCCCUGCUGCAACACAACAAGGACUUUGUGGAUAGAGAACAAUACUUUCACCAGCAACAGUUUGUUUGGGAUCAGAUGGGAACGGGCCAGUUCUACUUGGCAGGUUUGAUCACUUUGAGUCGUGCGUACGUCCUGCACCCGAUUAUGCUCAGUCCCUUUGGGCUGAACAGACGUCAACAACGAAGAUGGCCACAUGAGCAACCAUGAUGUAUAGUUCCACAAAUUCAAAGCGAGUCUUCUAGUGCCGCAUGUUGGGCUGACACCACCCCGAGCUAAGAAAUCUAUUAGUUUGACCACUGCUAAAGCAUAAUGGUAAAAUAAGAGUGAGUUACUUAAAAUAUUUCAUAAAAUAGAUUUCUGAUUUUUUUUGGUUUCAAAAUUGUGGUUUGUGUCUUCUAUUAAUAGUAAUUUAAUUGAUUUGAUUCAAUCUGUUGGCCAGUGUAUACCAGUGCAUGUUUCAGCCCAUUAAACUGCAGAUUUUUCACCUUUCUACUGAUCGUACUUCUGAGUACAAUUGAUAAUAAGGGUAAUUAUAUAUAUAUAUAUAUAUAAAAUUCAGCCACAGGUUAAACUUAUAUCACAGAAGCAGGAAACUCUGACUCUCAACACUGAGCAGGGCUGCUACUGAUGUUUGGCAACAAGCUCUUAACCCGAGGUAUCGGCAGCACCAAAAAGAGGCUUUCAAAACAUUACCCGGCUCUUGCAGAUAUUUAAUUAGGUUGACCUCAAAUGUUCAAGCCCUUAUACUAGGAAAUACACUAAGGCCUAAAGUUGCCCUUGAAGACAGGAAGCAGCUUUAAAAACCAGUGGUUUGUGAAAAAACAGCUGUUAUUUAAUGGGCUUUAACAGUUUGUUGCUGAAUCAUUGCCACUUAUUUAGGCUGUGUAUAGAGCACAGGAAAUGUUUUUGUAAUGCGUGUCAAGGAGUGAAGUUUUGUACUGGAAAAGGUUCAUGUAGUUGUGUUUGGGUAGCUGAUACAUUUGUGUAAAUUUGUUAAUAAAGAUUUGAUCCAAA
Oreochromis niloticus (Nile tilapia) is the source of this 3720-nucleotide messenger RNA. It is a transcript of the gene brd8b, whose product is annotated as bromodomain containing 8b. Gene Ontology annotation, cellular component: NuA4 histone acetyltransferase complex. The coding region runs from base 96 to 2426 and encodes 776 amino acids. Gene Ontology annotation, molecular function: protein binding. The record is from RefSeq and is a predicted model, not a curated record. NCBI's taxonomy places the organism in Eukaryota, Metazoa, Chordata, Actinopteri, Cichliformes, Cichlidae. The transcript has 19 exons.